AUGAGGUCAGCUGACUACCUGAAUAUACUGAACAACCAGGUUAUUCCAUCAAUGGAUUUUUUCUUCCCUGAUGGCACGGGCAUAUUCCAAGAUGACAAUGCCAGGAUUCAUCGGGCUCAAAUUGUGAAAGAGUGGUUCAGGGAGCAUGAGACAUCAUUUUCACACAUGGAUUGGCCACCACAGAGUCCAGACCUGAACCCCUUUGAGAAUUCUUGGGAUGUGCUGGAGAAGACUUUGCACAUGGACUCUUCAAAAAACCUCACUUUUGACCCUUGCAAUAACAACAGUGUGCUUAAUAACGAAUGGAGAAGAACAGACAUAGAGUUUUACACCAACUACGGUGGCUUUGAUGACACCCUUGUUGAAUGGAGUGGCUGGUAUCGUCUGUAUCUUCAAGGAAAAAGUGCUCAGAUUCCUGAGUCUGAUUGGUGUUGGAGUUUUAUGACCUGUGGUGGUUACACACCACUUUUGCUUGGAGGAUCUCAUCCUCAACCAGAGGAUGGCAUCGUCACCCGAGACAUCUAUGGUUCCUACGGCUAUGUGAUUGAUAGCUCACAAUGCAAUUCCCACAAAUCAAACCCAAUCCAAGUCAAAGCCUGCCCAGGAGAUUAUUACGUCUACAGGCUUGUCAGGCCAGUUGUAUCACUUCCAAUGCCAACAUACUGUGCAGUUGUUUUCGACACUCCCAGUUAUGAUCCCUGCAAUAACUACACUGCUCUGGAUCAACCCUGGAGAGGCACUAAUGAGACUGGACUGUGGAUCUGUGACAAUGACUUCAACUGGAAUGGCUGGUAUCGGCUGCUGUAUAACGGGAUGAGUGUCCGUAUGCCAGAGAGCUGUGUUAAUAAAGACAGAUGUGGUACUUAUGUCACUUUGUUCCUGAAUGGAUCUCACCCUCAGAUAGAGGAUGGAAUAGUCACUCGUGCAGUCUGUGGGAAUGUAGGCUGGGGGGACUGCUGUUAUCUUAGAUCUACUCCAAUUCGAGUCAAAGCAUGUCCAGGAAACUAUUAUGUCUAUGAGUUUGUCAAGCCAAACUUCUGUAAUGCAGCUUACUGUGCAGAUGUGAACACCAUCGAUCCAAACACCACCCUGAACUCUACACCUAGUGUUGCACUAUCAAGUAUUAACACUACAGACACUCCAAAAAACCUCACUUUUGACCCCUGCAAUGUCUCCAGAGUUCUUGAUGAUUACUGGAGAUCAGUUGACACUAGUGACCGUGGUCAUGAUGACACUCUUCUUGAAUGGAAUGGCUGGUAUCAGCUGUAUAUUGAGGGAAGAAGGGCUCAGAUUCCUGAACCUGAAUGGUUUUGGAGUUUGGAUUCCUGUGGUGGUUACACACCACUUUUCCUUGGAGGAUCUCAUCCUCGACCAGAGGAUGGCAUCGUCACCAGAGACAUCUAUGGAACAUAUAGCUAUGUGGCUGAUAGCAGUCAGUGCAAUUUCUACAAAUCAAACCCAAUCCAAGUCAAAGCCUGCCCAGGAAAUUACUACGUCUACAAGCUUGUCAAGCCAGCUGUGUCAAUUCCAAUGCCCACAUACUGCGCAGUUAAGACUCUCAGUUAUGAUCCCUGCAAUAACUACACUGCUCUGGAUCAACCCUGGAGAGGCACUAAUGAGACUGGACUGUGGAUCUGUGAUGACAACUUCAACAGGAAAGCCUGGUAUCGGCUGCUGUACAAUGGGAUGAGCGUCCGUAUGCCAGAGAGCUGUGUUAAAAAAGAUAGUUGUGGUACUUAUAUCACUCUGUGGCUAAAUGGCUCUCACCCUCAGAUAGAGGAUGGAAUAGUCACUCGUGCAGUGUGUGGGAAUGAUGGAUCGGACUGCUGUUCUUACAGAGCCUACCCAAUUCGAGUCAAAGCAUGUCCAGGAAACUAUUAUGUCUAUGAGUUUGCCAGGCCAAUCUAUUGCUCUGCAGGUUACUGUGCAGAUGUGAACACCAUCACUCCAAACAACACAUUGAUGUCUGUGACCAGUGAUGCAAUAUCAAGUAUAAACACUAGUGCUCAUUGA
Molecule: messenger RNA, 2013 nt
Organism: Colossoma macropomum (tambaqui)
Lineage: Eukaryota; Metazoa; Chordata; Actinopteri; Characiformes; Serrasalmidae
Exons: 8
Coding region: 1-2013 (670 amino acids)
Biological process (GO): neutrophil migration
Cellular component (GO): apical plasma membrane; cell surface
Molecular function (GO): nucleic acid binding
Source: RefSeq, a predicted model, not a curated record